Mycena citricolor is the source of this 774-nucleotide messenger RNA. Lineage: Eukaryota; Fungi; Basidiomycota; Agaricomycetes; Agaricales; Mycenaceae. The record is from the annotation of a GenBank genome assembly.
AUGGACCCAAAACGCCUCGACCAAUGGGAUGCCGUCCAGCAACACAAGUUCAUUGUCACCGUCUCGGGUGGCAACAGCGAUCGCAGACGCACCACCACCCUCAUCCGUAACCUCAUCGCAGAGGCCACAAACGCCCGCGGCCACCAUAUCAUGAUCUCGGAACCCUCGGUUGCCCAGAGUGGCCCUGACCCCACCUGCUGGCUUGUAGCGGGACUUCCGGUUGAAGUCGGCGAGCACCUGGUGGAGGGGCGAAUCAUCUCCUCCCCUGCCAUCACCCUCCUGAUCCACGCGUAUGCGCCGCCCAUCUCCGGCUACAUUGGAGCCUUCACUGGGUUCAAUGUUGAGUGCACGCAGGAAGGAGCUGAGACUAUUCGGAGGAUCAUUGGCGACACCAUUCUCAAAUCCCCGUCCACUGUCCAGCUAAUCCUUGACAACCGCGACGCCUUUAGCGAGCUCGACACAAACUCUGAGGUGCUGGAGCGCUUCACCGCUACCCUCCAUGUGCAGCCAAUGGAGAUCCGGACCGCGGGCAACCAAGAUAUCCUGCUCUGGAACCUCUUCGCAAACCCCCCAACCUGCUACAUCGAAAGCUGGCGGAAGAUUGCAAAAGACGUCCGGCGGCUGGUCUUUGGGAGCAUCUGGGAUGGCCAGGCCUACCUGUACACCACGGGCGUUAACGAGAAGAAGAAGAAGGAGCAGGAUGGGAAGAAGGGCAAGAGCCAGGACCGGAAGGGCAAGGGGAAGCGCCGCCAUGAUGGCUAUGACCACUACUAG